Messenger RNA from Nycticebus coucang (slow loris), 1389 nucleotides. Its product is annotated as sorting nexin-1-like. Gene Ontology annotation, cellular component: endosome membrane; endosome. The record is from RefSeq and is a predicted model, not a curated record. Gene Ontology annotation, molecular function: phosphatidylinositol binding. NCBI's taxonomy places the organism in Eukaryota, Metazoa, Chordata, Mammalia, Primates, Lorisidae. Gene Ontology annotation, biological process: intracellular protein transport; early endosome to Golgi transport.
AUGAAUCCUGAAGAGAGCAAGUCCCAGUCUCCAAAGAGAAGUACAUCCCUUCUUCCUACCAACAAUGGCUCCAAAGAAAAUGGUAUCCAAGAGGAACAAGACCAAGAGCCACAGGACCUCUUUACAGAUGCCACCAUGGAGCGAUCCCUGGAGCCAGCCAAAAUGCUCAUUUCUCUUCCUCCACAGGAAGCCACAAAUUCUUCUAAGCCUCAGCCAAGCUAUGAGGAACUAGAGGAAGAAGAAAAGGAAGACCAAUUUGAUUUGACAGUUGGUAUAACUGACCCCGAAAAGAUAGGGGAUGGUAUGAUUGCAUAUAAGGUUACAACACAGAUGAGCUUACCAAUGUUCAUAAGUAAACAGUUUGCUGUGAAAAGAAGAUUUAGUGACUUUCUGGGUCUUUAUGAGAAGCUUUCAGAGAAACACUCUCAGAAUGGCUUCAUUGUCCCUCCUCUACCUGAGAAAAGCCUAAUAGAAAUGACAAAAGUGAAAGUUGGGAAGGAAGAUUCUUCUUCUGCAGAAUUUCUUGAAAAGCAGAGAGCUGCUUUAGAAAGGUACCUUCAGAGGAUUAUGAAUCAUCCUACCAUGUUGCAGGACCCUGAUGUCAGAGAGUUCUUAGAAAAAGAAGAACUGCCACGUGCUGUGGGUACCCAGACACUGAGUGGUGCUGGUCUCCUCAAGAUGUUCAACAAAGCCACCGAUACAGUCAGCAAAAUGACCAUUAAGAUGAAUGAGUCAGACAUUUGGUUUGAGGAGAAGCUCCAGGAGGUAGAGUGUGAGGAGCAGCGCUUACGGAAACUGCAUGCUGUUGUAGAAGCCCUAGUCAACCAUAGGAAAGAGCUAGCAGUGAACACAGCCCAGUUUGCAAAGAGCCUAGCCAUGCUCCGGAGCUCUGAGGACAACACAGCAUUGUCACGGGCACUCUCCCAGCUGGCUGAGGUGGAAGAAAAGAUUGAGCAGCUCCACGAGGAACAGGCCAACAAUGAUUUCUUCCUCCUUGCCGAGCUUCUGAGUGACUACAUUCGCCUCCUGGCCAUAGUCCGGGCUGCCUUUGACCAACGCAUGAAGACGUGGCAGCGCUGGCAGGAUGCUCAAGCCACACCGCAGGAGAAGCGGGAGGCUGAGGCUCGGCUGCUGUGGGCUCACAAGCCUGACAAGCUGCAGCAGGCCAAGGAUGAGAUCGAAGAAUGGGAGUCUCGGGUGACUCAGUAUGAAAGGGACUUUGAAAGGAUUUCAACAGGGGUCCGAAAAGAAGUGAUACGGUUUAAGAAAGAGAAAUCCAAGGACUUCAAAAACCAUAUGAUCAAGUACCUUGAGACACUCCUGUAUUCACAGCAACAGCUGGCAAAAUACUGGGAAGCCUUCCAUCCUGAGGCAAGGGCCAUCUCCUAA